Molecule: messenger RNA, 745 nt
Organism: Chelonus insularis
Lineage: Eukaryota; Metazoa; Arthropoda; Insecta; Hymenoptera; Braconidae
Exons: 4
Coding region: 78-737 (219 amino acids)
Source: RefSeq, a predicted model, not a curated record
CUCGGUUUGAUUUUUCAUUUCCUAAAAAAUAUUUCCGACGAUUUAGUUAGAAAAAAUAUAUAUUAUUAAGUGUAAUCAUGGCUGAUGACGCAAGUCUAUCUGAUGAAAUUAAUGAGUUAAUAAAAACGGAUGGAGAAUUAGAAGACGAAUUAGCCAGUCAAUUACAAAUUCUUGAAAAAUGGAAGAAAAUACAUUUAUCCCUCAAUUGCCGGAAUUUGAAUAAAACCAACAUUUUAGGAGAUAUAACCAAGGAAAAUGAAUGUUUGAGAGAAAAAAUAAAAAAAUUAACGUCAGAUUAUGAAGAUUAUAGUAACAAAGUAAAAUUAGUAAAGUCAAAUCAGUCAAAACAGGCUGAAGCUACAUGGCAACGUUUUAUGGAAGACUCUCAGCAAUAUCAACAUUUUAUAAAAUCAGCUCAAAUAGAAUACAAAUCAGAAAACUUGAAUGCAGAUAUUCAUCGUUAUGAAGUAAUUCAUCAGGAAUUAAGUAACCAAAGUCUUAAUGUUAUUCGUAAUAUGGAGGAACUGACAGAAAAAUAUGGACUCGAUGAAUUGGGAACGAACGUCAAAGCUAAACAAUUAAAAGAAAUUCAGUCAUUCAAUAAUUUAUUAAAACAAGAACAACUACCUAUCUCGAUUAAAAUAAAAAAUGAUGAAAACAAAAAAAAUAGUUUGAUACAGAAAAUAAAGCGAAAAGAGAGUGACACAAAUAACUUGAUAAAUCAAAGAAAAUUAUAAUUAAAUUA